UUAAACCAGGAAAUGACUUUAUUGGUCUCAUGGUACUCCUUGGAGGCAUCAGUGAGAUAGCAGUGCCUCUUUGGAUUGCUCAAUAGGCAGACGAUUCCCAAUGCAAUCUUUCUAGUUUUUGAAGUUGAAGAUCUUGAGGGUAUGGGCCAUUGCCCUUAAGAUAUAAACUACUACUCUGCUUAGUUGUCAUUCUUGCUCUAACUAAGAGUAUGAUGUAACCUUAGUCAAAUAUAUAUCUCUGAAAAGAUUCUCUGAAAAGGUAGUAUAAAUGUACAUGUCCUUACCUCCACUUUGCUCACAUAAACAUUGUCAAGACUCAAGAGUCUCUGCACUAGAAUCUUAGGAGUUUUAGAAACUGCAGUAGAAGGUUCAGACUCAAGAUCAAUAGAAUGGAGGCCAAGUGUGGAGCUAUUUGGAGCUCUAUCGAUGCGAGGAGCGAGGACUCUGAGAUGAUUGCUCACCUGCAGUCCAUGUUCUGGAGCAACAGUGAUGUUGCUCUCAACCUCUGUUCGUCAAACACCAGUGGCAAUUCUUGUGUCACAGCUAGCACAUUGCCUAGCAGCUUGUUCCUUCCUCUUGUCGAUAAUGAGAGCUAUGGUGCAGCGCCAUCGGUGGACACCGGCAUGGAUUCAUGCUUUGAUCACCAGCAUCAGAGCAUUACUGGUCACAAGAGGAUAUCGCACAUGGAUGAGCAGAUGAAGAAGACGAGAAAGAAGUCCCGGACUGUUCCAUCGGUAUCAAAGGCUCUGGGUUCCAGCCUAGUCGAUAAUCAGAUGAAUGCUGACAUUUUCAAUCAGAGCUCCUCCUGCUGCAGCUCGGGAGAAGAUUCAAUUGGAACAUCUGAGAAAUCCAUUGUUGCAAACCAGAGUGACAAUACGAGUGGUUGUAAGCGGCCUUCAAAGAAUAUGCAAAGCCUUUAUGCAAAGAAGAGAAGAGAGAGGAUCAACGAGAAGUUGAGAGUACUGCAGCAGCUGAUUCCCAAUGGCACCAAAGUUGACAUCAGCACAAUGUUGGAGGAAGCAGUUCAGUAUGUCAAGUUUCUGCAGCUGCAAAUAAAGGUCUUAAGCUCUGACGAGACAUGGAUGUAUGCGCCCCUCGCCUACAAUGGUAUGGACAUCGGUCUCACUCUCGCUCUGAGAACUGCUGCAAACCAAGAGUGACAAAUCUCAAACGAAUUGGCUGAAUUGUUUGUAAUCUGGAGCUGGGUUGGUGUCAAGUCAAAUUCGUUGCAUGGUGCAUGUGUUGUUAGAUCUUAACCCUGACUUUGAAUUAUCCAGUUCCUUCUUGUAAGUUGGAUCAAGGCCUAGCCUUUCCAUAUACGGUAAGUAUUUAUAUCAAA
Brachypodium distachyon (stiff brome) is the source of this 1339-nucleotide messenger RNA. Its product is annotated as transcription factor bHLH84. The transcript is spliced from 5 exons. The coding region runs from base 390 to 1160 and encodes 256 amino acids. Lineage: Eukaryota; Viridiplantae; Streptophyta; Magnoliopsida; Poales; Poaceae. Gene Ontology annotation, biological process: regulation of transcription by RNA polymerase II. The record is from RefSeq and is a predicted model, not a curated record. Gene Ontology annotation, molecular function: RNA polymerase II cis-regulatory region sequence-specific DNA binding; protein dimerization activity; DNA-binding transcription factor activity, RNA polymerase II-specific. Gene Ontology annotation, cellular component: nucleus.